AUGGGAUCUGAAGAGAUAUGGUCACUGAGGCUUCUACGCGAGGGUUCGUUCUCGGAUUUUACCAUAGAAGCCAAAGACGGUGUAUUCAAAGUGCAUAAGUCAUUCCUGUAUUGCCACUCAGGCUAUUUUCGAGCGCUGCUUUCCGGACAGAAUGUGGAGGUCAAGGAAAGCAAAGUCAAAUUCGACGACAUCGAGGCUUGCCUUCUAGGCCGAGCAAUUCUGCUUUGCUACCACCAGCCUCAUCUCAUACACAGCCUCGACUUUCUGAGCAAGAACGCGACUUGGAAGGAUGACUUUGCGGAGGCAAACUCCAACAACUUUGUCGCAGCCAGACUUGCAGUCAAGAUGUAUGAAUUGGGUGACCGGUUUGACAUGCCUACGCUCACGGCCAAGGCCCGAAGAAUGUUUCUGUUCGCAUUGCGGAACUUCCCCUGGACAAAUCACAACGGCUUGACAGCUGAAGCAGCCGAUUUUGGCCAAGCGUUCUUCGCAGCGCCCGACGUGUUCAUGGAGAUCGUGCGUUCAGUCUAUAGCACAACGCCGUUUAGCGACAGAGGUCUCCGUAACAUCGUUCUGAUGACUCUCCACGAACGGCUUACCGCAGGCGAUCACUUCAAAGACUCAUUCGCCUUCCUCUGGCAGCUCCUCGACGAAACACCAGAAAUUGCCGCAGACUAUGCUCUACAUCCUAUCACAGACGAAUACUUCAUUUGCAAUUGGUGUAGGCUCAAAAAUCGCCACGUGCAAAGUCCCUGUGGCUGUCCCAAGCGUGAUCCUUGGUGCAAAAGCGAAAAGUGCAUGAAACAGCGCAGAAGCACCACCUUCUGCAUACAUUGCUACCAAAAGGAACCCUUCUGUCCGGAACGUGGUGAUAGUAGCGAUACUGGUGAUGGAUGA
Molecule: messenger RNA, 897 nt
Organism: Lithohypha guttulata
Lineage: Eukaryota; Fungi; Ascomycota; Eurotiomycetes; Chaetothyriales; Trichomeriaceae
Exons: 2
Coding region: 1-897 (298 amino acids)
Molecular function (GO): protein binding
Source: RefSeq, a predicted model, not a curated record